This is a messenger RNA of Protopterus annectens (West African lungfish), 1668 nucleotides long. RefSeq names its product fibroblast growth factor 16 (gene FGF16). Lineage: Eukaryota; Metazoa; Chordata; Ceratodontiformes; Protopteridae. Gene Ontology annotation, molecular function: fibroblast growth factor receptor binding; growth factor activity. Gene Ontology annotation, cellular component: cytoplasm. The transcript has 3 exons. The record is from RefSeq and is a predicted model, not a curated record. Gene Ontology annotation, biological process: cell differentiation; positive regulation of cell population proliferation; fibroblast growth factor receptor signaling pathway. The coding region runs from base 539 to 1165 and encodes 208 amino acids.
AACGUGGAGAAGAAAUAAGUCUCAAGUGCAGGCGUUCGAGUCUCACACAGUGACUUCAUCAGAGAUUUCAACGAAGCAACAACAGUUACGCUUCUGUGUCAAUGUGUAGCAUUUUUCCCUCCUGCUUUUUCUUUUCUCGCAAUAAAAGAGGGAGUGAAACUUUUUCUUUUCUUUUUUUUCUUUUCUCAGAAUGAUCCCAGUGGAUGUGAGCAAGAAGCGAUAGCCAAGGGGAUGCUAGCGAGGUGUGGCUUGUAUUUAAAUCUCCGAUAUGUCAAUGAGAGAGGGGAGUAUGUAUACAGAUAUAAAGUGCAGGUUCGCAUCUAACAGCAGGACACAUUCAGUUAUGAGAAGUGGUACAGGACUGAUGCCAAGGGAACCUACUAAAACAAAUUGUGAGCCACAAAGACCUGUGCUUACGGUGGUUUUGCAUUCGGGAGAUACACAAAUAGUGGACAACUGGGCGAUACCGACAAUACUGCAUUACCACUCUAAGUACUGAAGACUUUUCAGCGCUUCCAUUUACUCUUUUCUCGCUGCGAUGGCUGAGGUUGGGGGUUUUCUAGGGUCUCUAGAUCUGGAUUUGCAUGGCUUUUCGUCGGCUCUAGGAGCUGCUGCACCCAUAGCAGACUCGCCAGGUUCUUGGACUGAGAGAUUAGGUCAAAUUGAAGGACGGCUGCAGAGGGGGGUCCCCACAGACUUCGUGCACCUCAAAGGCUUUUUACGGCGACGUCAACUAUACUGCAGGACUGGUUUUCACUUGGAACUGUUCCCUAACGGGACUGUGCAUGGUACCAGACAAGACCACAGUCGUUUUGGAAUCCUAGAGUUUAUUAGUUUUGCCGUGGGCCUAGUUAGCAUUCGGGGAGUGGAUUCAGGACUCUACCUUGGAAUGAAUGAGAGAGGCGAGCUGUAUGGGUCGAAAAAAUUGACAAGGGAAUGUGUUUUCCGGGAACAACUUGAGGAAAACUGGUACAACACAUAUGCAUCUGAUGUAUACAAACACCCAGAUGGUGAAAGACCGUACUAUGUAGCACUAAAUAAAGAUGGCUCCCCUAGAGAGGGGUAUAGGACUAAAAGACAUCAAAAAUUCAGUCAUUUUCUGCCAAGGCCUGUGGACCCUGAUAAAAUACCAGCAAUGUACAGAGACCUAUUCCACUAUAGGUGAUGCCCGGUGCACUCCUGUAUGCAGUGUACAUACAAGGGCUCUUAAGCUUUCCUUUUACUAGGAGUGCUGUCAUUCCUGUACCUGUACAUUACCUAGAAAAGCACUUACGAUGAAUUCAACACUGCCAUUCCUCAUUGUUUCAUGUGUAUUAUCAAGCCUCUUGUUUGGGACCCUUUAUAUAACCUUCUUUUCUUUUCCGGUUGCUUAUUACCUGGUAGAAACACAGGCACAAAAGUGGAGUAUCACAUGUUAUGGACAUUGACGUGUUUUAAAUGUAACAGAAGGAGAGAAAAAGACCACAAAAAUGCUGACUUGCAGAUUCUGAUGAUAAUCUGAGAGAUAGUGCAUCAUGGGAAAGAAGAACAGUGGAUUCGAUCCUGCUGAAGUAGUUAUGAAGUGUGUCUUGAAUACUGGACAGAGCAUGACGUGUGAUGUUCCCAGAUCAGAGGAACAUUAUUAAUUUGUAUGUAAAGGAUAUUGUACAUAAGGAGGAAUCUAUUUAU